Molecule: messenger RNA, 1758 nt
Organism: Adineta steineri
Lineage: Eukaryota; Metazoa; Rotifera; Eurotatoria; Adinetida; Adinetidae
Source: the annotation of a GenBank genome assembly
AUGAGUAUAACGAUCAAACCACAAAAUCCAAAGCUUGCUGCAACGAAGCGCAUUAUGAGAGAUUUGAGAGAUCUCGAUAAAACUCCAGUACCUGGAUUAGGAGUUUGUUGUCCUGAUGAAUCAAAUCCAUUUGUUUUACAUUGUAAUGUAUUGAUCAAUGAUGGACCUUAUAGUGGCAUAUUGAUUCAUUUAGUGCUUCACAUUCCCGAUGAUUAUCCAUUAACUGGUCCCGCAGGAAAUAUUGCGCCCGGAUUAGAGUUUAAUUCUAUGCAUCAUGGUCAUAUUCAUGAAGAUUAUAUAAAUGGACAUGCUUUGUGCAAUGAUAUGUUAACAAAUUAUUCACACUAUUUUAGUCAUAUUGAUCAAGGUCGUAUGAAACAAAGCAGCGGUUGGAGUCCCGGAUAUACUUUAUCCACUGCACUCCUUCAAAUCAUCACAUUUUUCUCAGAUCCUGAUCUUUCCAAAGAACCAUCUGCAGAAAUCAUUGCCGAUCUUCGUCGUACUGUGGAAAACUUUACUUGUAGCACAUGUGGUCAUUGUAAUAUUAAACCAAAUCCAUCUGUAGUUCCCUAUGUUGAAACGAUGUCAGAUGAAAAAGUAAGACAAGAAGAAGAAAAAGAAGCACAAUUAAAAUUGGAAUGUGAUUUAAAAGAAAAAUUAACAUGUGGUAUAACAAAACAAAAUGUCUUGGAUGAUAAAAUUUGUCUUGGAUAUCCAUUGAUGGUGGUACGUGAUCAUCGUGGCCGUUUUGAUCCUGAAAUCGUCUUGGAACUUAUAUCUUAUGAUGCAUAUGUAGCCGAAAUACAAAAAUCGGGUGGAGAGAAAUUAGAUUUCUAUGAAAAGUUAAAAUUUCGUUCAGUUACUGGAUCGGAUUACAAUCAUUGGUUACCUAUUUAUAUUAAUCCAACUCAUUUUCAACAAGGACGACAAAUCAUUGAAAAUAGUAUUAGCAUUAUCGCUAACGGUACUGCAUCUGGCGCUGAGAAAUAUGCUUUCCAACCAUUGAUGGCAUUAAAUGUAUUGAUUACAUUACUAAAUAAAUGUGCAGUCCGAUUGUUCAAUGGUCAAUUGUUUCAAUCAACACACGCAAUAGAAGCGUACUGUCAUUUUCUACGUUUAUUAAUGCAUUUCAUUGAAAUAUUCCCGGAAUUAGGUUGGAGAAAGAUUUCAAUUUAUUUAUUUGUUAAUAUAGCAUCUUUUUUUUUUCUUACAGACACUCAUAUCAAUCUUACUGUAGAGAAAUUCGUAUCAAAAUUUCAUCAUCGUCACAAAAAAGUCGUACCUGAUAUUGGUGAAUUUUUGAUAAAAGUUGCGUUAUCGACCAAAUACGAACUUAAGAAUAUCAAAGAAUGUAUUUAUGAAGAAUAUUUCGCUCGACAAAUCUAUUGGCUUCAGCAGACGUAUGCUUCUGGAAACAUAUCCAAUAUUCGUGUCGAAGAUUUGCCAACCAUAUUUCAAAGAACUAAAAUAUCAAAUCAUCUAUUGGUAUUCAAUUUUGAAAUGGCUGAAACAUUCAUUUUUGACGGUGUGAAAGAAAAAUUAGAUAAAUUACAUGGUUAUCCUCCGACAGCUGUUGUAGAAAAGUUUCAACAACGUUUAAAAGCCAUCAAAGCCAUUGAUCGAUACAGUGUAUUCAUGCAGGCUAUACGGAUGAGUGAUAAAAUCAAAACGCCGGAUAAUAUGUUUGCUAUGAUAAAACGGUCGAUUCGAAUUUCAAAUGAACAACAUUAUACAAAUGUAGAAUUAAGUUCUCGAUAA